Rotaria sp. Silwood2 is the source of this 1306-nucleotide messenger RNA. Lineage: Eukaryota; Metazoa; Rotifera; Eurotatoria; Philodinida; Philodinidae. The record is from the annotation of a GenBank genome assembly.
AUCAACGAAUUGACUACGAGCAUCAAUAGCCAUUGAACCAGCAACACAAGCGAAGAAGAUAAGAGCAAUAGCAGCUUUCAUUGUUGAAUAUUUUUUUUUGUAAUUACGAUGAGAAGAUGAGAAUGAUGGGUGAAGUUACAAUGAAAAUCGAAGCGCUUUUUAUACUCGAAUUUUUUUUCGUAAACGCCUACAUAUGAAGGAUAUGAUUAUCUUCUGUAUUCAUAUGUAAUCAGAGAAAAGCAACUACAUAUGUUUUAUUUUCUCAUUGAAAGAAAAAAUUAAUAUUUUCAAGGUUGCAGUCACCGACAAGAUAAGCCAUCACGAAUUCGAGAACAUAUUCGACGACAUACACAAGAAAAAACAAUAGCUUGUCCACGUUGUGGUUCAUUAUUUUCAUGUGGUGUUAAAUUCAUUGAACAUUGCCAAUUAUCAAUUGAAGGUACUAUUUAUUUUUUGAAUUUUUUUUAUUAAAAUUUUUGUUUUAGUUUCACCAAAUUUUCAAUGUGAAAAGUGUGCGCAACAAUUUCAAUCAAAAUCUCUUCUUCAAAAACAUCUAAAUAAACAUGCAACAAAACAUGCAUGUCCAUAUUGUACACAAAUAUUUUCAACACCAUCAGGUGUAAAACGACAUAUUAUUUAUCGACAUACAGAUAUAAAAUAUUUUCAAUGUCCUGAUUGUUCACUUUCUUUUAAAUGUGCAAAUAGUCUUACAGUACAUCGUCGUCGUUUGCAUCUAUUACCAUUACUAGAUAAAAUCAAUGAUGAUGAUAAAGAACAACCUACUGAUUCGAAUGAUAAACAACAACUUCAAUAUAAAUAUGCUUGUCAUUUAUGUGAACGAUGUUUUUCACGUGGAAAAAAAUUGACUGCACAUUUACUUAAAGUACAUCAACUUGGAAAAGCUAUGGGAUGUACGAGAUUAAGUUAUACAAUGCGAAAAGAUGGUUUUUUUCGUGUACAAAGUGAACUUAUUCCUGUAUCAUUAUCAUCUGAAUUUUCUCUACCACAACAACAACAACAACAACAAAGUUUACCAUCGACAUCUCAACAUCUUCCACAAACGACAUGCGCAUCAUUUCUAAUCAAUCGUUUAUUAAAUGAUCGUGAAGAUGGAAAUCAACAUCCACCAUUUAGUCCCGAAUUUGAACUUGAUCAUUGGAAUGAUAAUGAAACUGAAAAUACUGAUCGUGAUGAUGAUGAUGACGAUGAUGAUGAUGAUGAUGAUAAUGAUAAUGAUGAUGAUGAUAUUACAGAUUAUGUUGAUUUAUGCUCAAAAAGAGCAAUAUACACAUCAGAUAUUUUAUAA